AUGGUCACCUCGGCCGAGUAUUUGGAGCUGGAGGAGGAGGAGCUCAAUGAAACUGUCAUUUGCACCAACGACCAUAUGGAGGUUGUUAUUCCCAGUGCUUUUUUCCUCAACAAAGUGCCUCCAGUUUAUGUUUGGGAUUUGCAUUUAAAUGACCCGGAGUGUCGUGGCGUUGAGGUCGGCGAUGACUACGUUUUCAGCAUAAAGACGAAUCUCUCGGACUGCGGAACAAUAAUGGCCUCAGAUGAUUCGCACAUCAUGUUCAUAAACACCAUACACAACAACGACACAGACAUAAUAACGAGAAACUAUAUCAACAUAACAUUUGUGUGCCGCUACCCCAUAAACUACCUGGUUCAACAACCAAAUGGAGAAAACAUGAUCAGAGUAGAUGUCAGAACCAUCACUCUGAACACAGAGGACGGGAACUUUUCAGUGUCAAUGUUACUGUACAAAGAUGAAGCCUUUGAGGACAGAUGGACCACUGUUCCAUCACUGACGCUAGAUGACGACAUCUUUGUCAAAGUUUUCAUGAUACCGGCUCAUCUGAUGCUGCGUAUGGAGAGAUGCUGGGCCACACCAACCAGUGAUCCAUACAGUAAUAUUCAGUACACCUUCAUCAGAGACAGCUGCCCGGUGUUGGCGAAUGAACAGACUCUGAGCGUGUUGAGGAACGGUCAAGGUCCAGAGGCCACGUUCAGGAUACAAAUGUUCAAGUUUGUCGGCAGCUCUUACACCAACGUCUUCCUCCACUGCAACGUCCAGAUCUGCCACAACACUGCGGGACUGUGCCAGCCUAACUGUUCCAGUGACGGUGAAGAUGAAUUAAUCAGGAUACGGAGAGACAUCCCUCUGUCUCAUACAGUGUCUUACGGACCAAUCAGACGACUACUAAGCAAUAGUGAAAAGCCCAGUCUGAAUGCAGCCGGGGUCCCUCCUGUGGAGACCUUUGUCCUUGGAGGACUGCUGGUCGUCCUGCUGCUGAUCACAGGAGUGUUUGGGAGGCUGUGGCUUCGCUCCAGACGCUUCUACCCUGCGAGGGAGGCGCAGCUCACCCUGUCCAACAUUCACCACAUCUCAGAGGUGGCCUCAUGA
Messenger RNA from Plectropomus leopardus (leopard coralgrouper), 1092 nucleotides. RefSeq names its product pancreatic secretory granule membrane major glycoprotein GP2. NCBI's taxonomy places the organism in Eukaryota, Metazoa, Chordata, Actinopteri, Perciformes, Serranidae. The record is from RefSeq and is a predicted model, not a curated record.